Stegodyphus dumicola is the source of this 2768-nucleotide messenger RNA. Its product is annotated as glutamine-dependent NAD(+) synthetase pseudogene. The record is from RefSeq and is a predicted model, not a curated record. NCBI's taxonomy places the organism in Eukaryota, Metazoa, Arthropoda, Arachnida, Araneae, Eresidae.
UACGAAUGUCUGAGAAAGUUACGUAUCUUAUUUCUUCAAAUUAUCGAAAUAUUUUAAGACGUUUUAGAAAUGAUUUAUAAGUGUUACGAAAUUAGACAUUUUGUGGCGUAAAGAUGUUAAAUUAUAAAUUUGCAGGUAAAAUAAAUUGAAAAUUCUUAUCCAGAAAAACUGCAUUUAAAUUGGAUUUCUUGAAAGAUAUGGUUAAGGAUAACUGAUAUACCAUGAACCUUCUUUUAAAAUGGAGAGAUCAGUAAUACUUGCUGCCUGUACACUUAACCAGUGGGCUAUGGACUUCAAAGGAAACUAUGAACGAAUUAGUGAAAGUAUACGAGUUUCAAAAGAAAAGGGCGCGAGAUACCGUGGUGGUCCAGAAUUAGAAGUUACUGGCUACAGUUGUGGUGAUCAUUUCUAUGAAAGUGAUACAUUCCUUCAUUCAUGGGAAGUUGUUUCAAGACUUCUAGAAGAUCCAGUUUGCGAAGACAUCAUAGUUGAUGUCGGAAUGCCAGUUAUGCACAAAAACAUAGCAUAUAACUGCAGAGUAAUAUUUUUGAAUAAGAAGUUACUUCUAAUACGGCCAAAAAUUAUAUUAUGUGACAAUGGAAACUUCAGAGAAACAAGGUGGUUUACAGCAUGGAAGAAAAUACGAGAAACUGAAAUUUACCGCUUACCUUCCAUAAUAGAAAAUAUUUGUCACCAGCAAACAGUUUUAAUAGGCGAUGCGAUUCUUGCAACUGUGGAUACUUGCAUCGGGUUCGAAAUUUGUGAAGAGUUGUGGAAUGCCAGAAGCACUCAUAUAAGCCAGAGCUUAGACGGUGUUGAAAUCAUAUCAAAUGGAAGUGCAGCAUACCAUGAACUUCAGAAUACAAAGUCCCUUGUUGAUUUAAUAAAAACUUCUACAGCAAAAUGCGGAGGAAUUUAUAUUUUCUCAAAUUUACGUGGAUGCGAUGGAGAUCGGUAUUAUUUCCAAGGUUGUUCACUUAUUGCCAUGAAUGGAGAAAUCCUAAGUAAAGGCGAGACGUUUUCUUUGCAAGAUAUUGAGGUAAUUACAUCAACAUUAUGCCUCGAAGAUGUUAAAAUCUAUCGUAAUUGUAUUCGCAGUCGAAAUAUAGCAGCAUCAUUCUCAUCGCCAUAUCCACAAGUUGAAGUAGAAUUUAUGCUCUCUUCAGAUGAUUUUUAUCAGCAGCCAUCAGAACCUAUAGUUCUGAGGCACUAUUCAAAGGAAGAAGAAAUAGCAAGAGGAGCGGCUUGUUGGCUGUGGGAUUACUUAAGGCGUAGUGGUCAAGGAGGGUAUUUCCUAACAUUAAAAGGCGACAUCAAUAGCAGUUCUUGUGCUGUUGUUGUCUACUCGAUGUGCGUUAUGAUAAAGAAUGCAAUUGACAAUGGAAAUGAAACUGUUUUGAAAGAACUGAGGGAAAUUAUUGGAAAACCUACUUAUGUUCCUUGCAGUGCCAUAGAAAUCUGCAAUAAUCUUUUAGUGACUUGUUAUAUGGGUACAGAAUAUCUUUGUGAAAAUAGAUGCUGUAUAGUUAAACAAUUAACCUCUGAUAUAGGUAGUUGUCAUAUAGAAACAAACAUUGAUUCUAUAAUUGACGCUGUAGUACAUGUAUUCUCAACGACUAUGGGUUUUAUUCCAAAAUGCUCUUCUUCCAAUGGAAACACCAGAGAAAUAAAAGCAAUGAGGAAAGCGAUUGAGAGGAUUAAGAUGGUCAUGUCCUAUUUAUUUGCACAGUUAUACCUACUGGUAAAGCAUCGCUCUGUCAGUUUACUAGUUCUUGGAACUGGAGAUGCUGAUGAAGGGCUGGUUGGAUAUGGUACAAAGUUUGGCUUAAGUAGUGCUGAUCUGAGUCCUCUUGGAUCAUUUAAUAAACGAGAUGUACUGUUAUUUUUAGAAUUUGCUGUUUACCAUUAUAAGAUGUCAAAUGCAGACAAUUUAUUGCAUGCAUUGAAAGCAAACUAUAGCGGGGAAAGUACUGCCAAAUCGCUUGAGGAUCUUCAGAGUAAAAUGUUUUCUAGUGAAACAACAGCUUAUGGAAUUUUGAGAAAAUAUUGCAGAUGUGGACCAUAUUCUAUGUUUUGUAAACUAGCUAGUAUGUGGUCAAAUAAUUUGAGCACAACAGUUAUUGCCCAUAAAGUGAAAAGCUUUUUCAUUAACUAUGCUAAACAUCGCCAUAAAAUGAUGGUAGUCCCUCCAUCAUAUUAUGCAAAUCCAUCUAGCCAACAUGAUAACAGAUUUGACCAAAGACAGUUUGUUUAUAACAAAAGAUGGGAAUGGCAGUUUCAAGCAAUUGACAACUGCCUUCAAGGGGAAAAUACUACAAGCAGUUAAAUAUAAUACAUCUAGCCAACAUGAUAACAGAUUUGACCAAAGACAGUUUGUUUAUAACAAAAGAUGGGAAUGGCAGUUUCAAGCAAUUGACAACUGCCUUCAAGGGGAAAAUACUACAAGCAGUUAAAUAUAAUACAAAAUAAAACUAGUUAACCAAUUAUAUAGUUUCAUCUAUAUAUAUUGACGAGAAGAAAUGGAUGUAAUAUAUUGACGAGGAGAAAUGGAUACAAUAUAUUGACGAAGAGUAAUGUAUUCAUAACGUCAUUUCUUCGCUGUUUUAUCAACAUUAACGAUAUGCAAGUCCUACAGUUAAUUCAACUCGUUAUAUGCAAACCAAAGUACUUUUAAGUUCUCGUUCACGAAUACACAUUUCUGGCAUAUUUAUUACUUCUAAUCGCAUAAAUGUAUCACGAGUAAAUUUAAAUAAAGACAAUUGAUAAAA